AUUCGAUGACGGAAUCUCCCGAAUAUUCAAUCAUCAAUGAGUAAAUUUUUAUCAAUUUUACGGUAGUGAUUGGUGAACAAAUAUGUGUUUUCAGAUUUUCGUUUCAAUUAAUUAGCAAUCUUGAAAUAUCGCAUUUCUUAUGAUAGAUAAAUUAACAUCUAUGUUGCUCCAGCUGCCUGUAAUAAAGACUAAAUGAAGUAUUGUACCCGCACUCCCAAGAAUUAAACGUGUUUGUGAGGAUCAUUGACAUUCGAUGUAGCGAUAUUCUUUAAAAAUCUUUAGUUAGUAAUGUUUGUGCUGGUUAUAUGUGCCUUUAUUGCUCCCGGUAAAUGGAUUAGACGUUUCUGAUGUUUUGGAAGCCAUGGAAAGACAGGAGCGGAUCCACGGCAACAUGGAGGCGCCCGAUACCAUCGACACAAGACAGUCGAAGCAGCGCGCGUCUAUCAAAUGGCUGCUCUCGAAGGCGUUCAACAAUCGGGUUCCCGACAACUUGCAGGAGCCCUUCUACCGGGAUCAUGAGGGUCAAGAGCGGCUGAAACCGGCGAUAACGGGCGGCUUGGCGAGCGCCGAGCUGUACUGUCUGGCGCUGGCCAACGUGUACUCCGACCCCGGCUUCCACAGCCUGAACCACACCGCCAUCUUGCAGGCCCUUACUCGCAAGGGUGCGCCGCCCGUCGCGGCCGCGCCCCUCACCGAGACCGUGCUCAUUCAGAACAACCCCCUGCGGUUGAGCGCGCACCUGGCCGUCACCGAGGCGCUCAUGGCGGUGUACGCCCGCGAGGUGGUCACCCCGGAACGGGUGGCGGCCGCCGCGCUGCGUUUCGGCGGAGGGCCGCCCGCCGGCGUCGCGUCGCCCGAGGACGGCCUCCUCGUCUGGAUCAACGCCGCGUGCGCGGCUUUCAACCGGGCACGGGAGGCGGGGUGCGCGGAGGUGGCCGGCGUGCGUAGCGUGGAGGAGGUGUGCUCGGGGGCGGCGCUGGCGGCGCUGCUGGCGUGGUAUUGCCCGGGCGCCGUGCCACGAUCCGCCGUGCGCGCCGCGCCGCUGGCCUCGCUGCACGACUCGCUGCACAACCUGUCGCUCGUCUACGACUUCUGCCGCGACCACUUGCCGCACAACUGUUUCCACAUGCUGCCGGAGGACGUAACCUACAUGCGCGGGUCGAUGCGGCAAAACCUGGUGGCGUUGCUGGCGGAUCUGUUUAACCUGCUGGAGGUGCACCCCGUGCUCGCCGUGCAGCGCUCUCGCGCGGGUCCGUCGGGGUCGGCGGAGCGGAGUAACGCGUGGGGCGUGCGUCACUCGCGCCAUCUGCCGCCGCCGGACCCCGUGCCCAUCCCGCGCCUCCGGGACUCCCUCGACGACCGGCCCUUCGCAGAGCCGUUGAGAGACCGUGACGACGGAAUGAUGCAUUACGCAGACGUGCACGCAGGGUCUCGGUCGCCGUCGUCCGGCGGACGAGCGUCGCGGGCGGGAGGCGCGGGCGGAGACGACUUCGUGAUCCACCGCGGCAAGGCGGUCACGACGCUGUCGGCCAUGUUGCGGCGGGAGCUGAACGAGGACGAGAGCGCCGGCGAGCAGCAGGCGACGGCGGCGGGCAGACCGUCCAAGUGGGGCUCGAGCCGCGAGGGCAGUUUCGCCGGUCGUCGCUCGCGCCGCUCGUCCGUCACCGACGACAGCCAGCUUACCGUCGAGAACUUCGGCGGCUCGGCCGGCGUCAACCACUUCGCGCAGCGCAACCCGCAGAAGGACCUCGCCACGCUCGAUCACCUGGUCGACUUCGCUCCCAACCGAGGUAACCCGUGUCACAACCCGCCGCUGCGUUCGUCGCGGCAGGACAUCCGCGGCUCCCUGAGCCUGGCGCACGACGAGACCAACGGGGAGCGCUCGCCCCCUCCGCCGCCCCCGCCCCCGGCCGGCGACGGGCCCGUCCGCGCCAACGGCCAACAGAGAGGUCUGCAAGCGAGCGGCGGCCGGGAGGACAGGGAGAGGCGGAAGAGCGCCGCGGGUCCGGCGCAGGGCGGCACGACCACUUGGCACGAGCACUUCCUGCAGCACGAGCACCAAGGUCACAACGGCGACGAGGAGACGGAGGAGAGCGACGGAGGCGAAACGGGCGCCGGGGGCGCCAUGGCGGCGCAGCUGAACAACAUCCGCCUCAAGCUGGAGGAGAAGCGGCGUCGCAUCGAGCAGGACAAGCGCCGGCUCGAGCAGGCGGUCGCCCGCCAGCGGCAGAACCUCGGGCACCAGGCCUUCCUGCAGGCCGUCACGCGGGGCAAGUCUCGCGGCGCGGACGCGGCCCCCUCGCCGGACCCCUCGCAGGUGAGUGCCUCGAGCCUCGCCGUCUCCGACGAAUCUUUGGACCGUCGGUCCUCACGACGUUUUGUGUCGAUUCAGGAGCCGGCGGAGGCCCCGUCGAGCGGCGCGGAGAAUUCGGCCCUGGAGCAGUACCGGCAGUCCAUAACCAGAAUGAACACGAGUCUGCAGGACAUACAGAGCGACAUAGCGCGUCUCGCCACGCAGCACAGUCAACUUCAACAGCAGCAGCAGCAGCAACAACAACAACAACUCCAACAGCAGCAGCAGCAGCUCCAGCAGCAAUUGCAACAACAGCAGCAACAGCUACAGCAGCAGCUUCAGCAGCAGCAAGCGAAGCAGUUGUUUCAGCAGCACUUUGAUCAGUAUCAAUCGAAUAUUCCACAGUUGCACAGCCAGUUCAGUUCGGCGCAGAACGUUUCGCUGUCGGCGGGCGGCGUCUUCGGCUCGUCCCCGCAGCUGGCGAUGGAGCCGCAGUACCGGCCCAUCGAAGCCGCCUUCCUGUUGCACGACGCGCCUCUGUCCACGCCGCAGCGCCGCACCUGGGCGCAGCACGCGCGUCUGCAGCAGGAGCACAACGAGCUGCGAGGCUGGCAGCCCUCCCGGCAGAGCCAGUCGAGCGAGUCCUACUCGCCCUACUCGGAGAGCGGUCGCGCCUGGCGCUCCCCGUCUCCGGCGGCCGGCGAGCGCGGCGGCCGGUCGCCGCAGGGCUUCGUUCUGCACGACCGGACCGCCGCGCCCAACGGCGAGGUGCGGCACGCCAGCCUGGCGCCGGACACGCCUCCCCCCAGCCCGCGACGGCAGCGACCGCCGGCGCCCUCGCCGCCGCCGUCGCCGCCCGCCGACAUGGAGCCGCAGAACAUCUCCUUCAUCGGCGCCGCCGAAGACGAGGCGCUCGGCGGCCUCGGCCGCCUUCACAUCUCGUCGGGCACGCGCACCUACCGCAUCCCCUCGCCCACGAGGCCGCCGCUCUCGCGGGACUCUUUCCGUCGGGAGGAAGCGAACGAGAAGGGCUUCUACGUCUCCUUCGACGACGAGCAGCCCAAGCGCGCUAAGCCGCCUCUGCGGCAGAAGCGCGGCUCGCCCCGCGUGGACCGACCCGACGACCGCGUCGACGCCCCCGACGCCUGGCCGGACGACGACUUCGUCGUGCACAGGAAUUCACACCCCGAGUCGAGACCCGAUCGACGCGAAUCGCCGGCGCGGGAGAACGGCUUCCCUCGUGAUGAAGUCGCGCGCCAGACGCGGCGGCCCGCUCACGCCCCGCCGCCGGCCGCCGCCGCGCCCACUCCGGCUCCCGCCCCCGCCGCUCUAGUCGUCGGCGAGGUGACGCCCGACCCGAACGGCGCGGAGGAGAUGGAGCGCAAGAAGGAGCGCAUCAUGUUGCUGUCGCUGCAGCGGCGGCAGCGCGCCGAGGAAGCGCGGGUCAAGGCCGAGGCCGACGCGGCGGCGAGGCGCGCCCGAGAGGAAGCCGCCGCCGAGCUGAAGGCGGCGCGCCGAGAGGAGCAGGCGCGACGUCGCGAGGCCAUCCUGCAUCAGUACAAGCUCAAGAAGGCCAUCGAGGAGGCCGAGCGAGAGGGCAAAGUGCUGGACAAGACCGAGUUCCCCGACGCGCCGUCUCGGGCGGGCGGGAAUCUGACGGGGGCGACGGGCUCGACGCGACUCCGCGGCCGAGCCGCCGCCCGAGCCCGCCCCAAAACCAUCCACGUGGACGGCGGCGCCCUGCACGCCGCCGAGGGCAUGCUGCGGCGUCAGCCCUCGCACGCCAGCCUCGCAGGAGGCGCCGGGCGACGCGACUACUACCGAGGCUCGCAGGACGACCUGCAGGACCGGCCGGCUCUCGCCAGAGGUCCGCCUCCGUCGGAGUCUCCGGGCGAGGAGCGCGGCGUGACGUCGCCGGGCAGCUCUUCCGGCGGACCCCUCGCGCGCCGCGGCUCCUGCAAGACCUCCAGAGAGCGCGGGGCCGAGGAGCCGCCGCCUGCCCGCGGCAGGUCUAAGUAUUCCACUUACCAGAGUAGCUUUAAGGCCGGAAGGAAAUCUAGCUCCCUCGUCAACUUGUGCGACUCGGGGCUGGGGCGCGCCACGCCGCCUCGACGCGCGGCGUCGCCGGGCGUUCGGACGCUGGGCUCGCCGUCGUCUCCGGCGUCGGGACCCGGCUCGCUGCCCGGCGCCAUCGGCAAGCGGCGCCAGCCCGCCCACGACGACGUCUCGGACGUCUCCUCCACGCACUCGUCCAUCGUGGACUACUCGGGUCCGCGGCUCUACAAGCAGCCGGCGACGAAGUCGAACCGCGGGAUCAUGCUGAACGCGGUGGAGUACUGCGUGUUCCCGGGCGCCGUGAACGCCGAGGCCAAGCGGCGCGUGCUGGAGGAGAUCGCGCGCUCCGAGAGCAAGCACUUCCUGGUGCUGUUCCGCGACGCCGGCUGCCAGUUCCGCGCGCUCUACGCCUACUGCCCGGACACGGACCACGUCACAAAGCUGUACGGCACCGGCCCGCGCUCCGUCAACGAGCGCAUGUUCGACAAGUUCUUCAAGUACAACUCGGGCAGCAAGUGCUUCUCGCAGGUGCACACGAAGCACUUGACGGUGACCAUCGACGCGUUCACGAUACACAACUCGCUGUGGCAGGGAAAGAAGGUGCAGUUGCCCAGCAAACGCGACAUGGCGCUGGUCAUCUAGGCCUCCCCUCCGGUCGACGGUCGGCCUAGCCGCCUUUUCGCCUUCGACGCGACGCAAACUGAGCUUUAAAAGACAUUUAUUUUAAAUUUAACGCGAAUAUUCCCACGACCGACCGUCGCGGGCGCAGAGCGUCAGUCGUUCGCUUGCACUCGCAAUGGGGCCACGGGAGGGGGCCACGGGGGGGUGGCAAGUUAACUUCACUAACCGCUUGUGGUCUAACUCGUCUCCGAACGUUGCGUUCGAAGCGUUUACGUGUUUAAGUUAAAUUUUGUACCGCUUGUAUAGCUAAACUGAGGACGAGGCGCUCCACGUGCUCCGCCAGGACUGCACUGCCUUAUUCUGUAAAUAAUUGUUUUUCGUUUUGUAUACAGCUAUUUAUUAAAGAAUGUUAAAGGAAAUUGAUGAAUGUCAUUUUUCAUUGUUCGAUGGUCGGCCAUCAAUUAUAUUAUACUAGCUACGUAAUACCGCGAGUAUAUAUAUUGUAUUAAUAAAACGUAACGAAAUAAUAUUGAAUUUCAUAUUAAA
This is a messenger RNA of Pieris brassicae (large cabbage white), 5515 nucleotides long. It is a transcript of the gene Patronin, whose product is annotated as patronin-like. The transcript is spliced from 24 exons. The record is from RefSeq and is a predicted model, not a curated record. Gene Ontology annotation, biological process: cytoplasmic microtubule organization; neuron projection development; negative regulation of microtubule depolymerization. Gene Ontology annotation, molecular function: spectrin binding; calmodulin binding; microtubule minus-end binding. The coding region runs from base 362 to 4990 and encodes 1542 amino acids. NCBI's taxonomy places the organism in Eukaryota, Metazoa, Arthropoda, Insecta, Lepidoptera, Pieridae. Gene Ontology annotation, cellular component: microtubule minus-end.